Messenger RNA from Caenorhabditis bovis, 1644 nucleotides. The record is from the annotation of a GenBank genome assembly. Lineage: Eukaryota; Metazoa; Nematoda; Chromadorea; Rhabditida; Rhabditidae.
AUGAUUCGAUUAAUUGCGCUAAUUGCCUGCCUAAUUGUCAAUGAUUGCGUUGCGAAUCUGAUGGAGAUGGCCGCCGUCGCCGAGGGACCCAUCAGUCCCAAUUAUUGCAAUAACAGCGAGCUUCUCGACGAGGCCGGAUUGAUUCGCGCGACACUCGGCCAAUUUCUUGGCUAUGAUUGCAGCGAGGAGUUCUACCAUUGCAGAUGGCAAAGCGACGGCUAUCGGACCUAUCGGAAGAAGUGUAAACCAGGUCUCGUCUAUGACGUGUCGGGAACCCAGAAUUGCAAUUACGAUUACAAUGUGAAAAGUUGCGGAAUUCGAAGCGGAGGACCAACACAGUGCAACGCCACCGAUUUCCAUUGCUCGCUGUCCGAACAAUGUGUGCCGAUGUCGGCGCGUUGCGACGGCCACUAUGAUUGCGGUCUCGAGGAGGAUGAGCAGAAUUGUCCGUUGUGCACAGCCGGCGAGUUCGCGUGCAAGGUGUCGGAGCAAUGCAUUCCGAUCGAUCGCCGAUGCAAUGGAUUAGUCGAAUGCGAUGAUGGCACAGAUGAAAGGGAUUGCGAUGUGUGCGGUCACGGCCUAUUCCAUUGCUCGAAGAGCAACGAGUGCAUUCCGAUGGACGAGCGUUGCGACGGUCGACGGCAAUGCCCGCACGGUGAAGACGAGAUGUUGUGCAAAAAACUCGACGUCGACAAAAAAUUUAUGUGUCAAUCGCGCGAUUACGAGAUCGCGUUCAAUCAGGUGUGCGACGGUGUGCCGCAAUGUCCCGACAACUCCGACGAGGCCUAUUGUGAUGUGCCGAAAAUCGUCGGCGGCAUAACGUUCUCAUCGAAGCCGGUGAACGAGUUGCCGCCGCCGGCUCCAGCUCCGAAAGUGGUCGAGGAGGAGGACGACGAGGAUGAGUAUGAGUAUGAGGAGGUGCAAGACGAAAAGCCGGCGCCAUUCCCAAUGCUUCCAAUCAUCAAUUUGCCCAAGACUGCUGCUGUCACCACAACCACCACCACCACCACCACCCAUCGCCCACCACUCGCGCCAAGACAGCGAACCGUGAAGCCGGCGUUCAGUAGGCCUCGUCCGAAAAUCAACAACGUCAUGGAGGCGCGAACGACGCAAGCGCAGAAUUUCGUGCAGCCGACAUUCGUCGAUGUCACCUCGCCACCGGCGACACCGGCGACGGCGACGACGCGCUAUCCGACGAGACCGGUGUCGAGCGGACGGCCGUCGGUGACGCGCAAACCGUUGACGAUCAACUCGACGGGCUCACCAGCGAUUUCCCGCCGACCAGACGUCGCGCCGAUCGCCACGAGUCGCCACGCCCGUCCCAAUGAGAAGGUGUUCAUAAUGCAGGUGACGGCGUCGCCGCGCGCCACACACCAUAACGCACCACCAAUUGCACCAACGGCGAAAUCGUCGGCUAGUCAUGAAAUUGGUAGUUCAGCAGCGUCGACGGGCACAACACACCAGAGCGGCGAGGAAUCGCGAAUGGCGUCGUCGUCAUCGUCGAGACAGGAUUUGUUGAAGCAGAUCGCCGAGCAGUUGAAUGGUGGAAUGAAUGAAGAACUAUUGGCCAAAAUCGAGACGAUAAUCAAUUCUGAGAGCGCGCCGACGAGAGAAGCCCAUCGGCGACGAAAGCCGACAAGGUAG